This is a messenger RNA of Podarcis lilfordi (Lilford's wall lizard), 19422 nucleotides long. The record is from the annotation of a GenBank genome assembly. NCBI's taxonomy places the organism in Eukaryota, Metazoa, Chordata, Lepidosauria, Squamata, Lacertidae.
GGCGAAGGGGGAAGCCGGCAGGAGCUUCCGGAAAGGAGAGCAUUCAGUGUCUCGAGGAGAAGGAGAGAGGGAGGAGCCCGGGAUGUUCGCUCCUAGGUAGGUAGGUGCGGGUGGCGGGAGUCGCUGGGAAGGGGCUCGUCCUUAUGGGUGGAGUGGUCUGAGGAGAGGGCGGAGCACCUGCUCUGCCUGUGGAAGGUUGUAAGGCAGCUUCCCAUGUUUCUAGCCUGGUGUUUUGUUUCUCUUCCCUUUCCAUCCCCUUUCGCUUUCCAUGGAAUUGCAGGGUUGGAAGGCACCAUGAGGGCCAUCUAGUCCAGGGGGUAAUUUUUGCCCAAUGUGGGACUUGAACUCACGAUGCUGAAAUUAAGAGUCGCCUGCUCUACUGACUGAGCUAUCGGUGUGCCUCGUGCCUCUUCUAAUGUUGUUGUUUUUUUAAAAAAAAUAAUAGUAAUUUUUAUUAGUUUUCAAUUACAUUCCAAUAAUAGCCUCAUUAUAACAAUACCAAUUUAAUGCUGUAUUGUUUUUAACACUCGAUUGGGAGCCGCCCAGAGUGGCUGGGGAAACUCGGCCGGAUGGGCGGGGUAUAAAUAAUAAAUUAUUAUUAUCACAAUACCAAAUUAUCGUGUCUCUUCUAUUGUUAAGCCUGUGGACGUGGGUUGCUUCUGUGUAUUGGUGAUACACAAGCCGCUUUAGGAGAUGUUAGCUGGGCCUAAAGUGUUCCCUCCCAUUGUAAAGAAGGGUAGAGGGAAGAAAGUGGAAAGAAACUCAGCCUAGUCCAGGAGUUCGGAGGGCACCAGGUUAGCAAAGGCUGAUCCAGCAGGACAAUUGAUUCAAAACUGCCUGCGGGGAUAUGUUGGAAAACCUGCGCGGAUAUGUUGGAAAACCUGGUGCUGGAAAGACUUUUGGUUUCAUGAGUGGCGAGUUCUUAUUAGGAAAGUAUUUCACGUAUAGCAGGGAUGGGGAUCCUGUGCCGCCUCUGAUGUUUUUGCACUCCAACUCCCAUCAUCCCUAACAUGUUCGUGCUCUGGUGGGUGUGGGGCCCCCCUUGACAGUUGCCUGAUGUCACCUGUCAAUCUUGUGACAUCCCUGUCCCUGCAAACUCUGCUUUUUUGCCCAGGCAGCUUAAAAUCAAAACACACUGAGGAGUAACAAAUUUAUUACGUGAUAAGUUUCUCUAUAUAAAUAAUAAUAAAUAACUUAUAAAAUAAAUAGUACAACAGGAAGUUUUAUGCAGUCGAAGAUGUAGUAAAAUAAAUAGCAAUGUAACAUGAAUAAUGUACUGAAUAACAAAUUUAUUAGUCUCUAAGAUGUAGCAAGACACUCUUGUUCUUUUGUGUAAGAGGACGAGUCGUACAUAAAACAAGUUAGUUAAAAAAAUCCUUGCUUAACUACGGGUGUCUAUGUGGAUAUAUGUGAUGCCCUCUAGUGGCUAAAAUAUAUUCCAUAAAGAUAAGACAAUUUUAUAUCUGUGGGCUAAGCAAAUCCAAGUAUAAAUGGGCAAAAAUAGUCGAAAGCAAAAAUCUGCAAAAGGCACCUUGAAGGCAUUUUGUCCCUGAGCUCAGGGCAGUAUAAAUUUUGCUCGUAAUAAAUUAAAUUAUGAGUGACUGGCCCUAGAUCAUGAGCAAUAUAAUCCGAUGCAUGUUGAUACUCUGAGUUUAAUGGGGCUGUACUCCAAGAUUAGCAUACAUGGCAUUGCAGACUCAAUGGGUGAGUGGCAAUUUGAACAUGAGCCUAUCCCAUGCCCACAUAAGAAAAUGUGACUAUAGUCCAUAGAAAUGGGAGGUGGACAAUAAUGACAUAUUGAGUGUGGUUCCAUAUUGGAGUGGGAUCUUAGCGUGGCUCUUUCUAGUACAGAUGGAAGUGUUUAAAGGCUCCCAAAGAGAUUUAUAUGGUGCUAAUGAACACAGAGUUUCUGCAAUAGAAGCUGUUCUGCUUGCCUGCCGGCUUUCAUAAAAUUAAUAAUAUGCUUUCAAAAUUACCUUUACAGAAAGAAAUUAUUAGAAAAUUGCUUUGGUCAAUAUUUCACCAAGUGAGGUGCCUUUCUAACUUUGAAGAUGACAACAACACUAUCAGGUAACCAGAUCUUUGGCUACAGUUUAUUUGUUCCAUUAGCAAUAAACCUAUGUUGUUCCUCUGAUUUCCUCCCCCAUUUAUUUUCUGGAUAAAACUUGUGUGCAUGGGCCAUUUUGCUUGUUGUUCUGACUGUAUAACAAAUUACUUGAAUACAAAGGCAGUGCUUGGGGUACCUGGUAGUUUGGGAUAAAGAGCUGGGCAUGGAAGUUUCAUAAGAGCUCAGGAGUUCAGCCCCAGGAAGCAUUAUUCUCUUCAAAGGAAACCAGCAUAUAGGAAGAAGGGGUGGGUGAGAGGGCCCACCAGCCAAAGAAGACGCCCUCUCCUGAUUUAGAGUAAGGUUUAAAGAAGAGUUCCUAAUAGGAAGAGUAAAAAGGCUCUGCUAAACUCCUUUUGAGUCCUGGGGUGGGUUAAUGUGGCCUAGGACAAGGGAACAAACAUAUGUUUGCAUGGCAAUCUUUCUACCUUAGUGCUGGAAGAGGAAUUGGCAUCUGUUGACAGUGAACUGCAGGCUCUGGAGAUCCAGGUACAAGAACUUCUUGAACAUCAGCAGGAGCUCAUUCAGAAAAAGACAGUGCUAAAGAAGAAGAUAAAACAGUUUUCUGACACAGAGAGCGGGAGCAGCAAAGAUAUUGAACCAGCAGCAGAAGACUGGAACAAGGAAGGUCAGCACUUACUAUUUUUAAAUCCUUGGGCUGUCAUGAAAACUACUGUCAAACAGUUCAAAACAUUACUGUUGCUUGCUGUUAAAAUAGCAUGAGAUGUGACUUUGCAGCAAGGUCGUUUCUUGUAGCUUAUUUUGAAGGGGGGGGUGUGUAAAGAUGUUUUUCAUUAUUAUUAUUUUUUAAAUGAGCAUCUGUUAAAUGAGAUAAAAGCAUUAAGGUUGCCGCGGCUGCCAGAAUAAAUAUUCUACAGAUAGCAUGACUUCAUCUCCAUUUCUUCACUUAAGUUUGCAAAUUCUUUCCCAGUACACCUACCUACCAUAAAUGAAUGAGUUUGGCCCACAAAUGGCCAAUGGAAAGCCUUCCACUCAGCCAUGCUCUUGGCUUUUAGCAGGUUUCUUCAUAUUUGUCUUCAGGGUGGUGGUUACACUGACAUAAAUGUAUGUCUCCUGUAUUUCCCCUCCACUUCCCAAGAAAGGUUUAGCCUGCUGGUCUUAGGGUUCUUAGUAUUCACCCCCAAAUGAGCAUUUGAAUUGCAAGGGGAAGACAGAAAUCAGAUCCCAGGUAACUCAGGCUGCAUUCCUACACACACUUACCUGGGAGUAAGUCACAUUGAACUCAGUGGGAUUAACUUCUGAUUAGAAAUAGGCUCAUUUGUUGUUCACCACAGACCUAUGUACACUCAUGGAGGCAACGCUUACAAUUUAGGGGAUUAAUGUCAACUUGGAAGACAAUGUUUACCUUGGUGGGGGUGGGAUUCUGUGAUCAAAUGAACUCCAGUGUUGUUUUUAAAUGUACGGCUGCUAUUUCCUUUUCACAGAUUUUUCCUGGUCUGCAAACGUCAGAGAUGCGUUACAAAAUAACUUUAAGCUUCGAAAAUUUAGGCCUUUGCAAUUGGAAACAAUCAAUGUUACAAUGGGCGGAAGGGAUGUAUUCCUUGUGAUGCCUACUGGAGGGGGAAAGAGUCUGUGUUACCAGCUGCCAGCAGUAUGUUCUGACGGUAUGUACUUGUACUUAUAAGCAAAAUGACAAUAAUAAAUAAUAAUAAAUAAAAAAAUUUAUUUAUACCCCGCCCUCCCCAGCCAAGGCCGGGCUCAGGGCAGCUAACAACCAAUAAUAAAAACAAGUUGAAUGAAUACAACUUAAAAACAAGAUUAAAAUGCAACAUUAAAACAUUAAAAUGCAGCCAUUUGAGACUGAGAGCAUAGCUUUUCAAGCUAAAUUGUGAUCUUGCUGUAUAUUUGUAACCGAAUACAGAUCGUGUUUAGCACCAAUUGUAGCCUCAACAUGACUGAAGCUAGACAUAUCUGCCAUUAGAGGCGUGUGUGGAGAAUCCUGCUAUUUGACAUGUGCUGAAACAGAACUUUUCCGGUGACUUGAGACGAGGGGUUAUUUUUCAUUUCAGGCUUCACACUUGUGAUUUGUCCUCUGAUCUCACUAAUGGAAGACCAGCUAAUGAUGUUGGAGCAGCUGGAAGUUUCUGCGACUUUACUAAACGCCUCAAGCAGUAAGGUAUGGCUGGCUGCCCAGCAAGGUGGCUGGCAGCCAAACAUGGGCAUCAGUAUUUGGCAUCUGAAAGAAAUGCUGACAUGCUUACCUCAUAUAUUAAAAGCUGCGGCCACAAGUCACUGAUGUCCCUUCUGCUUAUUCGUAUGACUUGUACAAGUUGCAUGUGAAAGGGCAAAAAAAUUAUCUGAAAUAGAAUAUUCAUGAAAACCCUCUCUAGAAUGUUGAUAUUGAAGGGGUUCAGUUCGCCUGUUCUUUUGUACACAGUCUCAGUGGGGUUGGGUUCCGUGCUUAAUUUCUGGAAUGGGAUUUGCUGUCCUGGAAAGGUUAACUUUUGACUUAGAAGGCGAUUAGCUGCCUCCAGUAUCCCAGGUAUAUGGAGCCAUGCGAUAGGAACUCGUUGAGAAGAGAAGGGCAUUCUGCCUGUCUGCACUAAAGCUUUACAGUCUGGAUUGGCUACAGCUAGUCUGUGUGUGAAUCUUAUAUAAACCUCCUUUAAGGCAUCAUUCUGAUUAGAGCAGGUCAGCCCAGGAAUGAAAGCCAAUGGGGACAGAAUUGAACUUGAGUCUAGGAGUAUUUGAUUAAGUUGCAUGGUUCAAAAAUCUUUUUAAAAUAUAGAAACCCUGUAUUCAUCAUUUGGUGCACCAUGGCCACAGGUGGUUUUUGAACCUCAGUUUGACAAACAACUGGUGCUUAGAUAGACGCAUGAUGCAUGUAUACCCAAUUUUGUGGGUUUUGAUAGGGCAGAACUGGAAGUUGUUUGCAUUACAUUUUCUGAAAACGCAUAGACAUGCAUUCCACACGUUCCUCAGCUGAUGAAAUUGAUCAUAGCUUGGGAACAUACAGUUUUCAUCUUCAUAAUAUGAACAAGUCAGGAGCUUUCUUGAUGACUGUAAGGCAGUGAAUGUUCCUUAAAGCUAGGGUACUUGUUCUUGAGUGUUUAUGAAAGGUUUUCCUAUCCUUAGCAGAGGUGGUCUGCUGAGAUGGGAUUCUAGAUUUACAUACUUGUAGAAUUUGUAUUGCACCCUUCGUUGCAAAGUGAUCUCUGGGUGGGUUGCAACAAUAAAAACACACCAUAAAAUACACCAGUAAGCUUUAAAAUCAAAUAAGCAGCAUAUCUCUGUACAAUUCACAUUGUCUGUUCUUCCAGUACAAACAAAGUGCAGGACUGAUACAAGUCUUUGAGUUGCCAAGAGAAAUUAUCUUACCACUUUGCAAGGGGUACUUAAGAAAGGAAACCGCUGUUUUCACUUUUCUUAAGGUCUUGUUUAAAUGGAAUGAGGAUUUGUCAUGGCUGUCACUCAGCUUCUUUAAUGCUAGCAUAUGUUGCCAUCUUGUUCUUGCUUCUCCUGGCACAAUUCCAUAAAGCAGCCCUCCUCCUUCCGACUCAGGCUGAUUUGACCCAUAAAAAGCCGAGUUGUUAGCUGCCCCUAAAGUUUUGUGAUGAAAUAAUAAUGAUUUCUAUACCGCCUUUCAUCCGAGGCUAACAGGGCAGUUUACAACAUAAAAAUACAAAAAUACGUAAUAUAGUAACAAACAAAAACAAUACCCCGCAGUUUAAACGGCCACAAAUUUUUAUAAUUAGGCAAAGGCCUGGGAGAUUAGAGAAGCAGUUGUUGGUUAUUACGCUGCACUGCCAUUUUGAUGCCCCCGGUAUGUAUGCCAAGCACCCUUUUUUUAUUCCCAAAUAGGAACACGUGAAGUGGGUUCAUGCUGAAAUGCUGUCUCGCAGUUCGCAGCUGAAACUCAUUUACGUGACCCCAGAGAAGAUUGCGAAAAGCAAGAUGUUUAUGUCAAAGCUGGAAAAAGCUUACCAAGCAGGAAGGCUUACGCGCAUUGCAGUGGAUGAGGUUCACUGCUGCAGCCAGUGGGGACACGACUUCAGGCCUGGUAUGUCUGUCUAGAAGGAAUUCCAUGUUACCAGAAAGAGCUUUGACUCUUCUCCACUAGAAACUAUUAAGCCUCAUUGCUCUUCUCACUUCAUUUUUUUAGUUGCAUUGAUCAGUUCCCUGUGCCCAAGGUUCUUUCUCCCUCCCCGGACCACAUCUAUUACUCUGCUGCAGCAUCCUGCCACAUGGAAAUAUUGGUGGUGGUGGGGAAACUGCUUUUCAGAGAAACACAUCCGCCAUUACUGUUUGUGGUUUUUAAAAGGGAUUUUUUUUUAAAAAAGUGUUGUUUUUCAAAAAAGGUGAUCGAUUUCUGCAGUGUUGAGAUUUGCCUAGUCAUAACUGCAAAACGAUUUUGUCACUUACAAGUAGCUUAAGCAGAGCUAGACUAAUAUAGUGGCACCAAAUAUUGGGGUUUUAUUUAUAUAUCUUUAAAAUAUUCCUGCUUUUUUGUCUUCCACUUCUGUUCAGAUUACAAGCUGCUUGGUAUCUUAAAGCGGCAGUUUCCUAAUGCUCCAUUGAUUGGGUUGACAGCAACUGCAACAAGCAACGUUCUGCAUGAUGCUCAGAAAAUUCUUUGCGUUCAGAAGUGCAUCACUUUCACGGCAUCAUUUAAUCGGCCCAACCUAUAUUAUGAGGUAUCCCUGUUGAGUGUGUUUUUGGCUUUGGGAAGAUAGCGAGCUUCUCAAAUAUUCCUAGAAAAGGCUAAGAAACCAAACAUGCAUGUGUAGGAUUUAAGCUGGUUUAUCAUAUUCAUAGAGUGUUUUAGUUUAACUCCACCAUUCUUGUACUGGAGAGAGUCAUGAAUUCUGGGCAGUUUCACACCUAACGCACUAGACUAUCUCCUUUAUAAACUUUCAUUGUUACAGUUGUUUACUUUUGUUGUAAGUCAUGUUGGGCACAUGCGUUCUUUUCUACAAAACUUACCAAUUCAAUUUCUUAAAUACUACUGUAAUGUUGGGAAUUAAAAGGCAGAGUCUGGAAUGAUGUGUUGCUUUUCAGAAGUGUAUAUAAAUAUGGAGCUGGGUGCAUUUUAGCAAAAUAACUCAGUCCAUCCCCGCAUAGUCUGAAUAUAAUAUGGAAAUAUGCAGAUUUGCUCAGAUCACUUCUUUGCUUCCAGGACCAGAUGAGCUAAGAACUUGGACUUCCUAGUUGAGACCUUCUUUAAAAAAGAAAACAAGGGUUUUGGGGCGUGAGGCACUGUAGAGCAUUGAUGGGGAGAUGUGGCCACCCAGAUAUUGCUCCCAUCAUCCCAGGACAUUGGUCAUGCUGACAAGGGCCGUUGGGAGAUGGGAUUUAAUGUUUGCAGAACAGUUAAGGUGGCCCCAAUCAGUCAUAGCAGGGAGUGUUUCUAUUCCAAAAGGUAAAGGGACCCCUCACCAUUAGGUCCAGUCGUGACCGACUCUGGGGUUACGGCACUCAUCUCUCUUUAUUGGCCGAGGGAGCUGGCAUACAGCUUCCAGGUCAUGUGGCCAGCAUGACUAAGCCGCUUCUGGCAAACCAGAGCAGCGCACAGAAACGCCGUUUACCUUCCCGCCAGAGUGGCACCUAUUUAUCUACUAGCACUUUGACAUGCUUUCAAACUGCUAGGUUGGCAGGAACGAGGACUGAGUAACGGGAGCUCACCCCGUCGUGGGGAUUCGAACCGCCGAAUGUACACAAGGCUAAAAUCACUUAGCAGUUUUCUGAAGAGAUGAAAAAUUUAACCUGUAUAUGUGUGCUAUUGAAUGCCUGUUUCUCAAAAUAUGCAUUUUAGGUUCGACAAAAGCCAUCAGCUGCUCAGAAUUUCAUUGAGGACAUAGUUAAACUCAUCAAUGGAAGAUACAAAGGCCUUUCAGGUGAACUUUGUAAUGAAAAUGAGUGCUGACUUCUUAAAGCACGGUAGCAUCUGUAGGAGACCACCCCUUGUAAGGUAGCGCUCCCAAGUCUUCCCAAGCCCUGCUUAAGUACUGCAUAGCUUGGAGUCCAUUUGUUGAUUUCAUCGGUGUAAAAUUAUUUUGAUACAGGAAUUAUCUACUGCUUUUCCCAGAAGGAUGCUGAACAGGUUACUAUGAAUUUACAGAAGCUGGGGAUUAAGGCAGGUGCCUACCAUGCCAACAUGGAACCCAAAGAUAAGAGCAGAGUUCACAAGCGAUGGUCUGCCAAUGACAUUCAGGUGAGUUGUGUGAGAACUCCAUCACUUCCUCCAUUCAGCUUGCAUCCCUCAUGUCCUGAUGAUCCUUAUUGCCUUUGUCUUUCAGGUGGUAGUGGCCACCGUUGCCUUUGGCAUGGGAAUCGACAAGCCAGACGUGAGGUUUGUAAUACACCAUUCAAUGAGCAAAUCCAUGGAGAACUAUUACCAAGAGAGCGGGCGUGCAGGUAUGCUCAACGGAGAUGAGAUUCCAGGUAGAUGUAUGUACUCAUAUGUACCUAUGCUUCUGAUGGGGGGAAAGAAAAAUCUGCUUCUUAAUAUUUCCUUCUAGGUCGGGAUGACCAGAAAGCCGACUGCAUCUUAUAUUACGGUUUUGGGGACAUAUUCAGAAUCAGCACAAUGGUGGUGAUGGAAAACGUAGGGCAACAAAAAUUAUACGACAUGGUUUCAUAUUGCCACAACAUGAGCAGGUAAGUGAUUUUGUCUGAGGUUGUCCUUUUUUUGUUUUAAGCUACGUUUUUCUCUUGAGUUUACUGUAAAAUGCGGUGUAGGCCAGGAUGUUGAAGUUAGUAUCUGAAAAUACCAAGCCUCCAAAUAUAUUAUUUUCUGUGAAAUUUUUUUAAGGAAAGCAGGGUUGUGCAGUUGGUCACUUUUGCCCUGUGAGGCAUCCUAUGCUCUUUUGCUGUCUGCCAGUAUAUUGAUUUUUUUUUAUAUUAUUUUUUUAAUUCUCAGCGGUCCAACAGAGUCUUAAGUGGUUGCAAAAAUAACUUUUGCUAUUGAAUGUUUUGUGCUACCAGACUAUGCUGUCUUGGGUAGGAAGAGCAGGAUAUAAAUUUAAUAAAUGAAACAUUAAUCUCAUCUCUGUUUUGUUUUUGUUUUUAAAAACCCAAAAGUUAAAUGCCAAGCAUCAUGUUUUCCCAGGUCAACAAGGUCAAGCCCAGACCUAUAGAUACCUGCUGCUGAGACUGGCUCCUUUUUUACAAAAACAGGGAAUUCAGAGUGCCAAUGCUACAUUUGCAUUAGAACUGUCAGUAUUUUGAGAAAAUCCAAACUUGAUAGCAAGGAAACCUAAUUUUUCAAGGGUGACAGGUUUCUUCAAUUCAGAAAAUACCCACCAUGUUCACUUUUCAUAUUUUAGUAGCUGCAGAAAUAUCUCAGACAUUUAAAAGAAAUGACUACAGGUUUGCAUGGGUUGUAUCUAUGUGUCCGUUUGCACUGUUGUUUCUCUCUGUAAUCCCAUAUUAAGGGCUGCGCACAGAAAAUUGGAAUCUACUUCUCAUGUGUCAAGUAGUUCCUCUCUGCCUCAGAAAUCUAUAUAUUUCAAGUGCAUGCUUAAUGUCUGUAGGUAAUUUAAAUUGCUGAAAGGCAGUGAGUACCAGAGAAAUUAAGCUCCUAUUCAAAUUAAUGGACUUUAAUUUCAGUGAGACUUGUUUAUCCCACAUUCUUCCAUCCAUUUGGUUAUUGAAUACAGCACAUGUCUUACUUGCAAUGUUUACUCUGCCAGUUGUCUUAUAGCCUUUCCAUAGGAGCCACAUGCAUUGGGUUGCAUCCUAACCCCAGGUAUUUGUACUUGCAGAUGUCGCCGAGUUCUCAUAGCACAUCACUUUGACGAGGCUUGGGACUCCGCCAACUGCAACAAAAUGUGUGAUAACUGUUGCCGAGAAGAGUGUAAGUAAAAAAGAUUUCAAACCGGGAAGUUUUUUCAGACGCAAAACCAUUUUUCUUAUCCAAUUUAUAUAGUUCAUUAAUCUGAUGGUAACGUAGCCAAUCCACUUUAUCUUUAAAUUGCUCAAAUGGUUUUAAUUUAUAUCCUUCCUUAUCUUCCAACAGUAAAUCAGAGUAUCUCAACCAAUUCGUCUCCAUAUUUAACUUUUUCAGGGCCUUUGCUUCCAUUGGUGAAAGCCACCUAGGUGUUUUCCUUUCUAAGAGAUCUUUAUCUUUUAUCCAAACAUUGAAUAAGGAUUUUCUAAUUAUAUGAUUUUUGAAAUCUUUGUGGGCCUUUAUCUUGUCAUACCAUAGAUAAGCAUGCCACCCAAAAACAUUGUCAAACCCCUCCAAAUCAAGAACUUCAGCAUUGUCCAAUUUAAUCCAUUCCUUGACCCAACAAAGAGCUGCUGCAUCAAAAUAUAUCCUCAAGUCUGGCAGAGAAAAUCCCCCUCUUUCUUUUGAAUCUGUUAAUAAUUUGUAUUUAAUUCUGGGUUUUUUCCCCUGCCAGAUAAAUUUAGACAAUGCUUUCUGCCAUUCUUUAAAACAUUUCACAUUAUCAAGGAUUGGUAGGGCUUGAAAUAAAAACAGCAUCUUAGGCAAUGCAUUCAUCUUGACCACAGAUAUUUGGCCCAUUAAUGAUAAUUUUAAGUUUGACCAAAUCUCAAGAUCUCUCUUAAUUUCCCUCCAUAAUUUCUCAUAGUUAUCUUUAUAUAAAUUCAAAUUUUUACUUGUCAAAUUUACACCUAGAUAUUUAACUUUUUUCACCGAAGGCAACCGCUUUCUUGAGCAUAAGCUAGCUAUCUGUUGUUGCAGAACAGCAAGUGCCCUUUUCUUCAGCCACAUUGGCUUGCACCAGGCCACACCCACAUGGGUGGGACUUGGUGCUCACACCAAGGAACAACUUGCUACAGCUCCGUUAUUACAGUUCAGUUACAACUUACCUUUAACAUGCAUGCCAGCAAUUUUUCCAAAAUGUUGGUUGGCCCAGGGAAGGAGAGUGUACCACGCUGGAGAGAGCUGCAUUCUUUGUACAGUCGUACCUUGGUUCUCAAACGCCUUGGUACUCUCAAGUUUUGGCUUCUGAAUGCUGCAAACCUGGAAGUAAGUCUUCCGGUUUGCGAACGUUUUUCGGAAGUCGAACGUCUGACGCUGCUUCCGCUUGACUGCAGGAAGAUCCUGCAGCCAAUCGGAAGCCGUGCCUUGGUUUUCGAACUGUUUUGGGAGUCAAAUGGACUCCCGGAAUGGAUUAAGUUCGAGAACCAAUGUACCACUGUAAUGCCCACAUUUUUUGUUUCCUUUAGCUUGGAUUCACCAUUCACUGAGAAAGCUUUGCUAAUGGCAGUAGGUACUCGCAUCCUCCAGCUAUGGGUUGAGAGGUUCAAAGCUAGAGGUUUUUCAUAUGUGGAAGCCUGCCGGGGAUAUGUUGAAUUUGACGCCUGUUUUGGUCUCUCCAGUUCCUGCAGCUAACAGUUUGUGUUUUGUUCUGUCUCUUCCUCCCACCUGGUGACGCUUAGCAUUUGAGAAGAUGGAUGUGACAGGGCACUGCCGGGAUCUUGUCAAUAUUUUAAAGCAAGUGGACCAAAUGAGAGAGAAAUUCACUCCUCUGAAGCUGAUUGAUGCCUGGUUAGGGAAGGGUUUGUCAAAACUGGGAGUAGAUGUUGUUUCUCCCAAGCUUCCCCGUGAUACACUGGAGAGAAUUGUUGCCCAUUUGAUACUGCAGCAGUACCUGAAGUAAGUAUUGAAACAAGAAGCCUAUUUACAUACCUCCAUGCCUUGUAUAACACCCCCCCCCCCCAAUUUUAUUACAGCUAACCUGUGGCCCUAUAGAUUUCGUUGGGCUCCAACACCCACCAGUCCUAACCAACAUAGCCAAUUGCUAGGAAUGGCAGGAUUUGUAGUUCCAGCAACAUCUGGUGGGGCAGAGGUUAGCCCGCUCUGUUCUGUUAGCUCAGUGUUAACUGUACAAAUUCAAAGGAAAAGAUUUUAUGGGGCACUAGGCUUAGCAAUAGACCCCAAAAUACAGUGGAUGCUCCCCCAUCCCAUUUCCAAAGCCAAAUAUCCAUAAAACAUGAGCCUCAAUUCUGCUGUGUUUCAGUCAAGUAUUCCCCACCCUUUUUAAACUGCUCUACCUCUCCCCUUUUCAUACGCAAAGGCUUAAUUUAUUUCAGGGAAGACUUCAGCUUCACAGCAUUUGCUACAAUAUCCUACGUGAAGAUAGGACCCAGAGCUGAUCUUCUGAGAAACAAAACUCAUGUUAUCACGAUGCCAGUGGUAAUGAGCAAAAACAGUAUUGCUAAGGUAUAUUAUUAUUAUUAUUCCUGUUAUUUUUCUAGGUUUAAUACUGUGUUAGGCGUCUAAUAACAGUAGCUUUGUCCCCUUUUCUAAUUUUCAUGGGAACUUGUUUCAUGUGUGUUAGCAAGUGACACAAAUCACAGAAAGACAAAUUAGAGCUUUAAAAGCUUUCUGUCCAAAAUAAUUCUGAGCAGGCAGCACAGUGUUUUUGUUAAUACUGACCCCCCUCCAUGCAAGAGGGGUCAAACUAUAGUUGAAUGUUCCACAAUAACAAAAAAUAGGGCUUGUUGCUAUGGCUGAAAUUUUUCUUUCAGCAGUGACAUUAUGGACUUUACAUGGUCUGUAUUGUUGUUCUUUGUCGUUUUUUAUACCCACCUAGAUCACUGUACUCUUUCCACUCACCCUUUGUUGGGUUUACUUGUGUGUGAUUGUGUGUGUGCUCUGUGCAGAUAACUGUGAGUGCACUACAUGAAUGAGCAGUAUAGUUGCUGUGAAACUAUGUGGUGUCCACGCUCUUAACGUGACACUGCUCGCAAAGCCCUGUUCUACCAAAGCGGAGCCAUCAGGAGAAAUAGGAGAAGCGUCAGGAGACGAUAGGUGGAAAAAAGACUGGUAGAGCUUCAUCAAUGCUAGGAUGCCUGAAGACAAGGGAGAUUAAUAGGAGGGUUCUCAGGACCCUGGAUAGGCCCCAGGAGAGCAGACAACCAAGGAGCCAGAUGUACUCCCCACUUGCCCUUCUGGGCUGGGACAGACUUCCUCUGCAUGUGACUAGAGGUGGGCGUGGCCUCACCUGUGCAGGUAACAAAAGCAUAGGACUGGCCGCCAUCUCUCUAUGACUACUUUCAUUGUAGAAGCAACAUCUGCUUAGCCAAAGAGCCAAGAGAGGACAAAGGGACUGUCUCCUUAUGAGAUAGUUUCCAGGUGUAUGUUACUUUUCUAAGAUAAGUCUGCCUUCUGGGAUCCGAUUAUGAACAGAAUGUCAGUAAACUCUUUUUAUACUUUUAUAGAAGACUGCGUCGUGUCUUAUCUUUUAUGAGGGAAUGAGGGGAAAAUACCAGAACAGUUAUUAUAGAGGCUUUAGCGAGCCUGAGCAAACGUAUCGGCUGUGAGUUUAAAAAGGGGAAUGCUACUCUGCUAAAUUGUGAACUUGUUUACACAGGUUGGAAAGGCUAUAAUCAAACAAUAUAUCCUCUCCUGCAUCCCUGAACAUUCCCACAUAAACUUGGCAACACCCACUUUUGUGCAGACCCCCAAUGUCCAAGGACAGAUGACCUUGCUGACCCCACCCCAAAUUAGCCGCUCCUGCAAUACUGGAAGAGAUAAUGGGGGAAGAAGUAAAAUUUCAACAUCUAGUUUGAAGUCAGAGCAUGCAUGCUAACAAAAAUUGUUUUGAUUGUCAGGUCAAAUCUCCAUUAUCCAGCCGAGGAAGCUCAUCCGGAAAGAAAACGGAUGUUGCACGUAAAAAAAGGGGAAGUGAACAUAAACCGCCUCAUUCAGAGAAACGCAUCCAAGCAAAAAAGAUUAAAAUGGAAGAGGAAGAGGAUGACGACGAUGACGACUUGCUGUUCAUCGAUGAUUCCUAGAGUAUUUUGUUUGUAUGUUACUUUUCAACUUCAGAAUAAAUUGGGAGUUGGAAGAAAUGCCAAGCAAGCGACGGGGCUGGAGAAGAGCAGAAUUUGCCCCCAAGGCUGCUAGGCCCUCACUCAUCACAUCGCCAGGCUUCUGGCAUUGUGCUGGUUUUUCUAGGUCUCCCUUAUCCUAGCCCUUGUUUUGGAUUAUAACGCAAGCGUGAUGGCUGGCUGGGCAGGGAGGUAAUGGGUAGGACUCUUGCUUUCCACCAGAAAUAUAAGGCAGUAUGACUUCGUUCUUAAAAUCCAUUAUGUAACCUUCUUAAAUUGCCUUGAAUAUCUUGUUCUGGGUCAGGAUGUAAAUAAUACACAUUCACCAUAAUUCAUGGUAUUUGUAAGGACUAAGAUAUUGCAUGACUUUGCAUACUCAGAAAUGUUGUAUAUAUGCUAUGUAUUAAAAUGUUUUUUGUCCCACAAAGUUAGUUGUGCCUCUCCUGCUGUGAUAUGUGUGGACCAGCUUGAUGGCUGGAGUGCCCACCUUAAAAUUGUGUUUUUAUUAUUCUAAAAAAAGCUCAACAACUUCAAUCCUGAAAAAAACUUUGGUCGGCCUUCACUUCAUCAAAUGGCCCUCUUUGAAAAAAGUUUGGACACCACUGAGUCAUAUGGUGUUUGUAAAGUUAUGGAACCCCCAAGCUUCACUACACUCUUCAGCACUAGCUAAAAAGAUUCUUGUUCAGGCAAGGGUACCAUGAUAUUUAGUAUUUUAACUUUUGUAUGUUUUAAAGUAUGGUUGUGAUUUUAUUUUAUUUUUUACUGUUUUAUCCUUUGUUGAACUGCUUUGAAUUUUCACAAUGGUGUAUAAUUAUUCUGAAAGGAAAAUGAAGAGUGUGUUAAUAAGUCCAUCAGCAGCUGGAGCAUGGCAGUUAAAUAUAAGUACAUAGUAAUUCAAAAGCAGGGUAUUUACUUGCAAGGGCAUAAAUGUCUCUGCCAUGCCCUGUUUCUCAAUUCUAGUGCUGUGUUUUUGGCCACAGUGAACUGAAUAGACCUUGGGCUGUUUCCAGAGGCAGCUAUAUUGUAAAACCUGGCGACAUGCUGUAAUAGAGGCAAAGUGCAUAGUGGGAACCUAACUACUUCCAAUGAAGUAGAACAGUUACUCUUUUUAAAGGGACCUUCAUUGGGUAGCUGCUUCUCCCAAGCAAAGUUACUUGACCGACCCAGACCACUACAGUGCAAUUCAAGUUAUGGGAUGUUUUUAAUUUUUUCAAAAUAAAAAUACAUUUUAAAUUGUCAUCCCAGCAUUACCCAAGUCCUGAAAUUUUAUUUUGAAAGCUGACGAAUCAACAGGUUCUCUCACUUACCAUUUACAUGUCCUACUGAGCAGACCCUGAGGAACCCUCCUUACAGACCUAUGUUUAGUUCUGUAUCACUGGCUGCAGUGUUCCAGUAUCCGUGCCUCCCAGGGGGUAGGGAUAAAGCCCAUCUGUGUGUAAGUGAAAGUGGCCUCCAGCAUAGUUAGAAAAAUAAUUUAAAGAAGCAAAUAGAUAAUCAAAAUCUAUCUAAAGUUUCAGCACUUCCAAACCAUUUUUUUUUGGGGGGGGGGAGGAAGAAAGAGAAAUAAGCACUGCUGUUUUUUAAAAAGCAUUUCAAAAUGCUUAAACUUUGGCAAAAUUAUGCCUAUAAUUUUUAAACUGCAAAUAAUUGAAUCUUUUAUUUUAACAUCUGUUUAUGCAAACUGCUUUUGCAUGAUGCAAGUAAAAUACAAAAUAUUCAAUAUGUAAGCCCCACUGAACCUUAUAUUAAGUCUGUACUAGAUACAGUGGUACCUCGCAAGACGAAUGCCUCGCAAGACGAAAGAGUUUUUCGUUUUUUUGAGUUGCUUCGCAAGACGAAUUUCCCUAUGGGCUUGCUUCGCAAGACAAAAAAAACGAAAACGUCUUGCAAGUUUGUUUCCUUUUUCUUAAAACCGUUAAUACCCAGGGUGACUUCGAGGAGCAACUCAAUAGCACGCGGUGUGGUAGCCUUUUUUUGAGGUUUUUGAAGACUUUGGUGAUUUUGAAGACUUUGGGAAACCGUGCUUCGCAAGACGAAAAAUUCGCAAGACGAAAAAACUCGCAGAACGAAUUAAUUUCGUCUUGCGAGGCACCACUGUAAUACACUUCCCCACAGUUCAGUGCUUGAACGUCGGUAGACCAUGUUUAGCAGCAAAGCCUGAAAGCACCCACAACCAUGGUUUUUAAGGAAAUUACAAUCAUCUAUCCUUAUAUGUGUAGUCUGCCUAGGGGAACCUUCUCUCUUUUUUCAUUUUUUAAAAAAGUAGUCACCGACACUUUUUUAUGUUCAGUCAAAGUAAUCCUCUAUGUCUAUCCUUGGAUCCAAAAGAUCUUCCCCAUAGCGUGACAGAUCCAUUUGGUUGAGAAUCAGGUUUUCAAAGGUUUCUUCUAGGUCUGUUUCUCCAAUCAAUACUGCUCCCAGCAUGCGCCCAUUCUGCAUCACGACUUUGACGUACUCCUGCCCUUUAGUGCACCUGAGCAUCAGUUCAUGGUCUGAGCCCAAGCCUUGCGCAUUGUACUUUCCCAGCAGCACCACCUGGGGGAAUGGGGAAAAAAAUAAGUUGUGGUCUUGAGAGUGCAAGUAGUGCAGAAGAGAGCCCUCUGCCUUAAUCUAGUUACUCUAGUACUGAUUUGCUUUGGGUCUGCCUUGAGAGUAGCCUCUACAUCUUUUACAAAGGAAGCUCCAUGUGGUGAAAUUAGGUUUUAGCUACAUAAAUGUACUCUUGAGAUUUGCUAUCAUGAGGACUGGAGUUGUGCAUAUUUCCCAAGUGAGACAAAUCAUGGCCUACCUAUGGAAAUCUAAACCUACUGCCAUUGAAGAUUAGGCGAUAUUAGUAGGGCAAUUUACAAUCAUACCUGCAGUAAAUAAUUGCAAUGAUUUUGGAAAUGGAAGAAUCUGGAUUACAGUGUUUUGAGGCAAGCUAUAUGAAGACCAAGGGUAAUAACUGGUAGAGACUAAUCUGCAUUUAUGAAUUCCUAAACAUGGUAAGUUCUGUGCUAACCAGACACUGCUGCUUAUGGAUCGAUUUCCUUGAGCUAAGUUACUCAUUUUGUAGGAUCAUAUACUGUACUGACAUAAAGCAGUAUCUGGACAUCUUGCAGUCCAGUAUUUUACUCUGAAACUGUGUGCGCUACAUGCUGGGGGGGGGGGGGGGAGGAAGCCAGUUAGUUUGCUGCUCAUCAGUGCAGAGAGAAAGCUAGGUGUGGUAGCAUUCUGCAGAAUUAAAAUGGAAUCCCUUGCAAUCAAGCCAUUCCAAAACAGUGAAUCAUUGCAGUCGUUUAUACACAGUUCAUUACCUUGUAAUUGAAAAACUUUGUCACAUGAGCAAAGAGUUCAAAGCAAAAGUCCAUGUCUGUAGGUUCCCCUAAAGUAUCAGCAGCCAUACAUUUUGCAGCAUACCAUCCCAUCUGCCUAGCCUGGGUCCAAAGCCUCAUCUGGAAAAAAGGAUAUGGGAAUCUAUGCACCGAGAUUGCAAGCAAGCGUUUUAGAACAAUGAGCGUGUUUUCCUGGAGCCCAAUCUCAAGUGCUCAGCUUAUCAGAGAGCUACUAUAAAGUACGGCCCUUGCUAAAAAUAUGGGAAGCAUUGAUAGUUACCCUUAUACGUGGGAUCCACACAAAAAACCCCAUCACUGGCUGAAGUGAUCCUGUUUGUCAUGCCUUUCCCAGGAUAUUCAAAUAAAUAAUAAUCCUAUUCCUCUUCACUUCCAAUUUUCCAGCCCCAAGGACACAUGGAAGAUGAAUGAAGAUUGUAGAUUGGCAGACAACAGACGGCUGGAAUAGGAGUUUCUGCAGGUGGCUGUAGAAGCCGCUACAACAAAUUGCUGCUACAGUCACCUGGAGACUUCUGGCAGCUCAAGAUACUUUAUUUAGUAUCCUCUGAAAACUGGGGCAAAGUCCUUUGGCCGGCUGUGGAUUUGGCCAACAAUUCCACCCCUAAGUUUGAUACUUAGGGGAUUGAGGCGGGUCGGGACUGCUGAUUCUCUUAGAUUUAUCAGCAGCCUUUGACAUGGUCGAUCAUGAUCUUUUAGACCACCGCCUCGCUGAUGUGGGGAUACAGGGCAUAGCCCAUAAAUGGCUGUGCUCUUUUAUCUCUGGUCUCAGAGAUAAAAGAGCACAGAGGAUGGCACUUUAAAGCCCUUCACGGCCUAGGACCCUCGUACCUACGAGACCGCCUCUCCUGGUAUGCCCCACGGAGGACCUUAAGGUCCAUAUAUAGUAACACCCUAGAGGUCCCAGGCCCUAAGGAAGUUAGAUUAGCCUCAACCAGAGCCAGGGCCUUCUCAAAACUGGCUCCGGCCUGGUGGAAUGCUCUGUCUCAUGAGACCAGGGCCCUGUGGGAUCUGAUAUCUUUCCGCAGGGCCUGUAAGACAGAAUUGUUCCACCUGGCCUUUGGCUUAGAAUCAGUUUGAUUCCCUCCCCCUCUUUCUUUUUCCUUUCUCUUCCUUUGAAGAGAUUGCACCCUAAUGUUUUAAUGUUGUAUCUUAAUCUUUUAAAUUGUAUUUUAAUCAACUUGUUUUUAUUAUUGGUUGUUAGCCGCCCUGAGCCCAGUCUUGGCUGGGGAGGUAGGGGUAUAAAUCAAAAUUUAUUAUUACUAUUAUUAUUAUUAUUAUUAUUACUUAAGGCAGGUGUUCAUUCCCUUCUGUUCUGUCAUUUAACUGAACUGCCAGAUGUACAAUGUGUUUAGGACAACAUGAACUAGAAGAAAGCCCAGGCUAAUUAUAUACCGGUAAUACACUGAUGGGAUUAAAUUACCCUGAGGAAAUCUUGUUAAAGCUACACACAUCUACAUUUGCCUUACCUGCUGCCAAACUGGACUAGGCUCCCAUGACGUAGUGCAGAUGUCCCCUGCCGCGUAGAUAUCUGGUAGAGAAGUAUGCAUGUAUUUGUCCACUGUCAGACCCCCAUCUUCACCUAGAACAAACUAAGCAUUUAAGAGGUAAAUGCAGAUUUCUGCAAAAUGGUGGGUGGCUGGAAGACAAAACUUUGCUGGUCUUAAUAAGAUCCGAGGUUGGGGGCUCUUAUGUGUCUUUUAAGGGUAUUGUUAUGAAGAAGCCACACCCUUUGGCCCAUCCCAAUUUAGCUAUCGGUAUCCCAGUCCUUAGAGCUGCCGCACUUGGAAAGAUCUCAAGUCUCUGGCCGCACAUCCUGUCCAAUCAAGGACUCUUGAGACAAAGAUUAAGUGUAAGGUAUUGGUUGUGUUUAGAAAAGAUUUAUGAAAGAUUUAGAAAACUUAUUGAUUAGAAUAUUUGUAUAAGAUUGUAUGGGGAAAAUACGGAAUAACAGAUACAAUUUUGCUUAAAAUGUAUAUAGGAAGUGCAGUGUAAGCGAUGGAAGUCAAUCAAUGAAAUUUUAUUAUUGAGAUAUUUGUAGAAUAAAUUUGGAAGAAAUUCUUCCAAUUUUUCUUCUUCUUUUUCUCCUUAUUUUUUCUUUUCUUCCUUUUUCCUUUUUGUUCUUUUUUUAUAUAUGUGUGCUUAUCUGAAAUAUAUAUGUAUGUAUGUAUUUGCAGUAUUUUCCUUGUAUUUUGUAAUAAUUAUGUUAAAUAAAUUUAUUUU